AUCGGUUACCGAGGAGAAAACCCCCGGUGUGGCUUUCUCUACUGCGAUCAGAUACUGCUGGCUGACAGAAGUGGCUGAGCCAGUUAUUUCCACACAGCUUUAAAGAGUGGAAGUGACGCCAGGCGCUCAAAGAAGAGCUGAAGACAUGGCAGAUACAGCAGCUGUAGAAGUAGCUCCUCUCCCCAAACAGCAGCAGCAGCAGAACCUGUGUCAUGUCUGCUCAGGUAAACUGAGCGAGGGGGAGCCGGCAGCUUGUGGUCACUCCGUAUGCGGUUCCUGUCUCGGAGACAAAAGUAAAGGAUGUCCACAGUGUCCCGUCAAGCCUGGCAGUCCCAAACAGAAUGGAACAGCUGACGCUCAUGUAAAUAAAAACAGUGAGGAACAGAGUCAAGAGUCAACGACAGCGGAGGAGACUGAGAUCCAAAAAGACCUGAAUCAGUCCGAGGACCCCAAGAAGCCUGAAGAGGACAAAAAGGAAGCAGAACCACAGACAGAAGAAGGACCAAAAGAGGACCAGGAUAAGGAGGAACCUUUGGGCCCCGACGAUGUGGUAUGUGACUCUUGCAUUGAAAGCCCCCGCAGGGCCCUCAAGUCCUGCCUCACCUGCUUGGUGUCGUACUGCGAGGCCCAUCUCAGGCCUCACCUGGAAAAUCCAAAAUUUCAAAACCAUCGGCUCGUGGACCCGCUCAGGGACAUCGAGAGGCGGACCUGCGAGAGCCACAAGUGGCCCCUGGACCUGUUCUGCUCCACCGACUCCUGCUGUAUCUGCCAGGACUGUGUGAACGAGGACCACAAGGGGCACAACACCGUGUCUGUGGUGGACGCUCGUAAUCAGAUCGAGAACGAACUGAGGGAGAAACAGAAUGAGAUGAUGAAGACGAUGACGGCGGCAGAAAAUGCCAUCAACAAACUUCAGCUCAAUACAGUCUCCAUUGAGCAAUCUGUGAAGGAUGUACGAGCAGUGAUCGAGAGCCAGUUUGAGGAGCUGCAAGCGGUGGUGGAGAGAGCCAAGAAGGAGGUGACGGAGAUCUUGGAGGGUGAGGAGAAGCAGGCACUGCAGCAAGCCGAGGGCAUUCGGGUUCACCUGGAGCAGAGGUGCACAGAUCUGAAGAAGACUCAGGUGCAGAUGGAGAAGAUUUCCAAGAACAAAAAUGAUGUGGAUUUCCUGCAGGAAUACGCAGAGUGGAAAAAAGAAGCCACUGAUAUCUCCCUGCCUGGUGUCUACAUCGGCUUGAUGGACUGUCUGAAUCACUUCAGCCGUGUGAUUGUUGACUCCACGCAGGAGCUCUGUGCCUUGCUGGUGUCUUCAUACAUAGGCAAAGUCAAAGAAACGUGCAAAAGCGACAAAGUGGGAAUAAAGACAACAGUAAAGGCUAUUGUUGCAGCAAAACACAUCAAGUCUCUUCCAGAUCCGGUGACACGGGCGGACUUUCUAAAGUGUUCUCCCUCCAGUCGGAAAUGCCCGGGCAUGCUUACCUAG
This is a messenger RNA of Pundamilia nyererei, 1480 nucleotides long. It is a transcript of the gene trim16, whose product is annotated as tripartite motif containing 16. Gene Ontology annotation, molecular function: zinc ion binding. The coding region runs from base 146 to 1480 and encodes 444 amino acids. The transcript has 7 exons. NCBI's taxonomy places the organism in Eukaryota, Metazoa, Chordata, Actinopteri, Cichliformes, Cichlidae. The record is from RefSeq and is a predicted model, not a curated record.